AUGGCACCGCCACAAAACGGAUCUAACCUAACGGUGAACUUUACAAAUCAGUUCGUGCAGCCGCCGUGGCGCGUCGCGCUCUGGUCGGUGGCGUACAGCUCUAUCCUCGCGGUCGCGGUGUUCGGGAAUCUCAUCGUGAUGUGGAUCAUUCUGGCACACAAACGGAUGCGAACUGUCACCAAUUACUUUCUGCUCAACCUGGCGUUUUCGGACGCGUCGAUGGCAGCCUUCAAUACUUUGAUCAAUUUUGUUUAUGCCACGCACGGUGACUGGUACUUUGGUGAAUCCUACUGCAAAUUUCACAACUUUUUCCCCGUCACCUCCGUGUUUGCGAGCAUUUACUCUAUGAGUGCCAUAGCUGUCGACAGGUACAUGGCCAUCAUUCAUCCCCUGAAACCACGUCUCUCAGCCACAGCCACUAAGGUGAUCAUUGUGUGUAUCUGGGUGCUGGCAGUGGUUUUGGCCUUUCCCCUCUGUUUCUUUUCAACCAUCAAAAAAUUACCCAAGCGGACCCUUUGCUACGUUGCCUGGCCCAGACCUGCAGAAGACCCUUUCAUGUAUCAUAUCAUAGUGGCAAUGCUGGUAUACAUUCUGCCACUUGUGGUGAUGGGUAUUACCUACACUAUCGUUGGGUUGAUGCUAUGGGGAGGAGAAAUACCUGGUGACUCCUCAGACAACUACCAGGGCCAGCUGCGAGCCAAGCGGAAGGUGGUGAAAAUGAUGAUCAUCGUGGUGGUGACCUUUGCUAUCUGCUGGUUGCCAUACCACAUAUAUUUCCUUGUUACUGGCCUGAACAAGCAACUGGUUAGAUGGAAGUUCAUUCAGCAGAUCUACCUGUCAGUCAUGUGGCUUGCCAUGAGCUCCACCAUGUACAACCCCAUUAUCUACUGCUGCCUGAAUAGCAGGUUCCGGGCUGGCUUUAAACGCGUGUUCCGCUGGUGCCCAUUUGUGCGAGUGUCUGACUAUGAUGAGCUCGAGCUCCGAGCCAUGCGGCUCAAAGUAGUGCGUCAGAGCAGCAUGUACACGCUCUCACGAAUGGAGACCUCCGUUGUCACUGUGUGCGACCCCUCAGAGCCUUCUGCCCACCCAGCCCGGAAGAGCCUUCACAACCACCAGCACAAUGGCUGCUCUAACCCUGCUAAGAGCAAAGAAGUGACAUAUACACAAAGUGACCCGAAGGAGGAAUUCUGCUGAGAUGGACUUUGAUAUCAAGGAAAAUUUUAUUCUUUAUGGUAUGACCCCUUGAAGAAAUGUGUUUUAUGGAAGAUGUCAGGGUGUUUUGACAUUGUGAAGAGCCAUUGUAACCGGUCCCUGCUCGACUCGCUCCAAGCAUGAUGUUAACCACCAUCUCCAGCAUGGGAGGCAGGCGUGCUGAGGAGGAGGCUAAAGGCUACAAUCUCUAGCGUCAGUACACAUACCGCACAGAUACCAUGUACCAGCUGGCUCCCGUUAAACCACCAUCAGCCCUCAUCAUGCCAAAGACCAACAUGGUCCUGCAUCCAAAGAGCACUUUGUCCAGACCAGGCAUGCACAAAGAGGUUGUUCUCUUUAAUCGUAUGGUUAUAACAAGGUUAGCAUGCUGCAUAAAUUAGACAGUAUCUUGUGUUCAGACUGACCUUAAUUCCUGUGCAUGUAAAUGAGUAGGUUGCAUCUCCAGGACACCAGCUCUUUGGUUGAUUUGUGAAAAUCUUUUUGGUGUGAUGUGAAAUUUAUGAGUCGUCAAGUGAUUAUUCAAGCUUUUCCUAUUGUAGUUUAAUGAAUCUCACACAAAAGGUGCACACAAAAUCAAAAGAAUAUUAAAUUUGUUCUUUGAUGUUCUUUAAAACAAAGCACGAUUGGCAUUUUGAGGCCUGGUUUCUCGUCACGUAUCAACUCUUUUAAACACUUGCA
Molecule: messenger RNA, 1890 nt
Organism: Myxocyprinus asiaticus (Chinese sucker)
Lineage: Eukaryota; Metazoa; Chordata; Actinopteri; Cypriniformes; Catostomidae
Product: neuromedin-K receptor-like
Exons: 6
Coding region: 1-1194 (397 amino acids)
Biological process (GO): positive regulation of flagellated sperm motility; G protein-coupled receptor signaling pathway
Cellular component (GO): plasma membrane; sperm midpiece
Molecular function (GO): tachykinin receptor activity
Source: RefSeq, a predicted model, not a curated record